Aphidius gifuensis is the source of this 1494-nucleotide messenger RNA. RefSeq lists its product as uncharacterized. The record is from RefSeq and is a predicted model, not a curated record. Gene Ontology annotation, molecular function: ribonuclease T2 activity; RNA binding. The coding region runs from base 259 to 1488 and encodes 409 amino acids. The transcript has 4 exons. Gene Ontology annotation, cellular component: extracellular region. Gene Ontology annotation, biological process: RNA catabolic process. Lineage: Eukaryota; Metazoa; Arthropoda; Insecta; Hymenoptera; Braconidae.
AGAGAGACUCAUCACAACAUAUAGGAAUUUAGUAAUAAAAUGAAAAUUGAAUUGAUAAUAUAAGUAGUUUAGUGAAAUUUAUCAUUUACCUUAAAGAUUGAUAAGAAGAAAAAGUGUUAUCUAUAUCCAUAAAUUCAGUGUAAAAUCUAUACCAAUAUAUGUUCAUGAUUGUCGAAAAUAUUAUUUUCUAAUUUUAUUCGUCUAUUCAAAUUAAUCAGAAAUUAUUAAGGUGACCACUGAAGUUAUUAAGCAUUCAUAAUGUCAGGAAGUAGAAAUGUGAUAUUAUUAUUGGCAGGACUUCUGUGUCUUCCCAUAGCUCUGUAUAUCAUUGUCUUUUCAUCUGAAUGGGCACAUGAUAUUUAUGGCAGGGAUUUUGAUGUAGUAGUCUUUUCACAAACUUUACCAAUGGCAGUUUGUGGCAAAUUACACAUAGAAGAUCCAUCAAAACGCUGUUCAAUUCCGGAUCAUACAAACUGGACAAUUCAUGGUAUUUUUCCAUUUCUAUUGAAUAAAGCUGGACCAGGCUCAUGCAAAGAAUCAGCUAAAAUAAAUAUGUCAAUACUGGCAACAUUGAAAAAUCAAUUAAUUAAUCAUUGGCCUGAUUUACGAAAUCAAACAACAACUUGGAGUCAAAGUAUUGUGCCAACAAUAAUAAAGCCAGUCGAAAGUAAUAUGACAAUGAUUUUGAAAAAUGAAAAUUCAUAUUCAUAUAAUUCAACAUUAAUGGCAAUGUCUCCAGAUGAUCCGAUUAAUUCAACAACAAUAAUUCCUGUCGUUGAAUACAACGAAUCAACAACAAUUGACAAUUUUGAAAUUGAAGUUGAUGAUUUGAUAGAAAUAACAACUGCUCCUUCAACCAGAGUUGCCAGAGAAAUUCCAACAAUCAUGUCAAUUAUUGCUCCUGAUUUUAAUUCAAAAAAUCUAGCAAUAGAAAAUAUUACACAAGAAACAACAAUGUUUAAUUUUGUACCAUCAACUCUAUCUACUACAACAGUAUCAUCAGAAACCACACGACAAUCAGAUUUUAUUGCCACAGAUAAUUCAAUGAUAGUAACUCCAUUGGAUUUUAAUUUCUGGUUAAAUGAAUGGCAAAAACAUGGCACAUGUGGAUUCGGUGAUUCAAAUGAAAAUCAAUUUAUAAAUUAUUUCAAAAAAGCCAUCAGUCUAUCAGAAAAAUAUAACAUUAAUAAAUUAAUAACAAAAGCAAAUAUUUAUCCAGGAAAUAGUUAUUCUCCAGAUAAAAUUAUCAAUAAUAUUUCUAAUAUUUUGGGAGCACGUUGUCGUAUCAAGUGUUUUUGGAAUGAGAAAAAACAAAAAUCAUAUUUAAUUGAAAUUUCAAUAUGCCUGGAUAAAAAUCAACAAUUAACUGAUUGUAAUAAAUUUGGUGGUUUACUUACAAAUUGUAAAUCUGAUUAUGAUGUUUUAUAUAUUGAUGAAAAUAAUUAUAAAGAUAUUAUCAAUGACAGGGAUGAUAAUAUCGAGAGUUAAAUUUAA